GCAAGUAUUUCUUCCUGGCUGCCCUCCUUUACUUUCCCAUCCCCAUUGAAGAAAUCCAUUUUCUUUUGCCUGAAUGCAUGCAAAAGAUAAAAGUUAGCGAGAUUAUGAAGGAUGUAAAAUGCUUGCAGAACAAUUACAGAGCUGCAGUUGUGCGAGGGUAUGCGAGAGUUUGUGAGCAGCAGAAUGGAAACAAUAGAUGGAAGACUAAGCAAAGAAUUGUGGUGGUGAAACCUCUGUUGAUAGGACAUUGUUGUUGGGUGGUUUCAGAGCAAGCCCAUGAACAUCAUCUUCCCACAUCCUGUUCAAAUUCAGUAAAGAAAGACAAGUUAAAGGGCACAACUUUCAACUUGUGCAUUUGGAAAAUACAUCUCACAGCUUGAGGCUUGGAAGUCAAAGUAAAAAGAAAAAUAAUUUCUAAGGAAGUUACUCAUGUCCAUUGAGGGUGGGAAAUCCCAGACUGAUGCUUACUUAUUCAGUUGGAGACAGUCUGACGUUGAAUUGUACAAUAUGGCAUUGUACUGGACGACCUGAGAUACACUGGUGCAAAAUCAUUUCAGAUAAGUGUCUGCCACUGAGUGAAGCAAACACAAAGCGGACAACUCCCAAUGACACAAAUAAUAAAACCGUUGUAGUCUACACAAUCUCUUCUGUUAACCUGACGGACAGUGGCAUCUACCAAUGCCACGCCACAGAGAUGACUGUAAGUUCAAAAGGAAACUCCAUCACUGUGAAUGUGUUCGAAUCAAAAGGACACAUUAGUGAGAACAACUCCACUGAGACUCCUACAAACUCCACAAUGAAGACAUCAGAUCCUCUCAGUACUCCGAUUUGGAUAUUUUACAGUAUUAUUGUCAUAGGAAUUUUGGGUACCGUCCUAUUUCUUGUGCUGAUCACAUAUUUCUGCAUCAGAAACUUUAAUGAACCUCAAGAAACAAGAGAACCCACUGACAACUGUCGAAGAAAUGAAGGUCAUGCUAUGACUGAAAUUAAUGACAAAUCUACAAUCUAUGAAAACACGAAUGAAUGUUCUGAAGAUACUGGCUCUGCAAUUCCAAAUUCAUUAACUGUUAAUAAUUGCAAUUCUCCUGGAAAUCACGGAAAUGAGACUUGCUUCUCCAAAACAGCUCCAAACAAUACAAUUAUUUAUGCUUCAUUGAACACAUCCAUGUUAUGCAGAAAGUCAUCAAUCACUAUCCCAAACGAAGAAGAUACGGAAUACGCUGCCAUAUUUAUUAAAAAUUAAACAAUAUUUCUUUAUUUAAAAAAGAGAUGGCACCAUUGGACAAGGACAGCCUUUUGCUACAAUUGUUUUUAGCCCUGCUGGGUCUGAGGAUCCUAACUAUUUUUUCAGGUGUUCCAUUCCAUGUGCUACCUUCCGUGAUGUUCGGGAUUUAUAACGGACAUCUCUCCAUACCUUCCUGUCAAUGGGCCUACUGUCAAUGAGCAGGAAAGAGUGCAAUUGUUGCCUUACCUUCACUUCUACCAAUUCUAACACUGAGCCAGAAAAUGACAUUUUUUUACUACACUGGUUUCAGAUACUUGACACAAGAAAGAGACUAAUUUUCAGAGCAUAGAACACUGCUUUCACAAAAAUAAUGACCUAUGUCGGAAGCUAUUUGUAUAUUUUAUGUUUUUUUAACUAAAUUAGGCAAUGAAUAUACAUGGGGACUUCUGAACAUGUGCUUUCGAUUUUUGUAAAAUGUAAAGUUUAGAAGAAUGAUUUUCAUUUGCCUGUGCUAAACUUGGACUUCUUACACAAUAAUUAUUUAACACAUGCAUUUAAAACAAAUAUUUUUAAUGAUUAAUAUUAAAUGGAUUAAUAUUAAAA
Carcharodon carcharias (great white shark) is the source of this 1828-nucleotide messenger RNA. Its product is annotated as B- and T-lymphocyte attenuator. The record is from RefSeq and is a predicted model, not a curated record. NCBI's taxonomy places the organism in Eukaryota, Metazoa, Chordata, Chondrichthyes, Lamniformes, Lamnidae. Gene Ontology annotation, molecular function: signaling receptor activity. Gene Ontology annotation, cellular component: plasma membrane. Gene Ontology annotation, biological process: immune response-regulating cell surface receptor signaling pathway. Bases 461 to 1243 code for a protein of 260 amino acids. The transcript is spliced from 7 exons.